AUGACUGUCGAAGAACCCCCUGUUAAGUCUGAACCUUCAGAAAAACCUGUCAAGACCAAGUUGAAACAGUAUCGACAGAAACUCAUGACCAUCAAAGCCAGGAUACGGUACCGUGAACAGGCUAUCAAAAACUUUAGAAAACAUCUCAAGAAUAGCACCUUUCCGCAACGAAUGAAAUCAAUUAAACCUUAUCCUAAGAUGAGUUCACCUGAAGCUCAGAAAAUUGUCAAUGCGGCUUGUGAUCAAGUCUAAUGUGUUUACUAUUUUGGACCAAAUGAUUCAGGAGGAACAAAAGAAACUCACUGAAGAUCAAGACAGUAAUCAAGCACUUCUGGUUCAACGACAAGGGGAUCGACAGCAGCUCAAGAAAACCCAAAAAGCUAAGAAAUCUACCAUGGCUCAAUUCCAGCAAGAAUUAACUGAAUUGCAGUCCAAAUAUGCCCAACUCUGUACUAAAUUAGAAACACCCAGCGAAUGA
This is a messenger RNA of Porites lobata, 478 nucleotides long. The record is from the annotation of a GenBank genome assembly. NCBI's taxonomy places the organism in Eukaryota, Metazoa, Cnidaria, Anthozoa, Scleractinia, Poritidae.